This is a messenger RNA of Morus notabilis, 4239 nucleotides long. Its product is annotated as DNA repair protein REV1. Gene Ontology annotation, molecular function: damaged DNA binding; DNA-directed DNA polymerase activity; deoxycytidyl transferase activity. NCBI's taxonomy places the organism in Eukaryota, Viridiplantae, Streptophyta, Magnoliopsida, Rosales, Moraceae. Gene Ontology annotation, biological process: error-free translesion synthesis; error-prone translesion synthesis. Bases 67 to 3417 code for a protein of 1116 amino acids. The transcript has 26 exons. Gene Ontology annotation, cellular component: nucleus. The record is from RefSeq and is a predicted model, not a curated record.
CGUAACUCGUAAGCUUCAAGAGCCUUCCUCUCCGGUUCUCUUUCUCCUGAGACCCCCAACAACAAAAUGAAUCUGGAUUCGUCUCGCUCCGCCGGCUCUUCCGCCCAGAAAUCCAAGCGAAGCUUCAAUUCUUCCUCUUCCAAUCGUUCCAACACCACUAACAGCAAGAAGCAGAAGAACACCACGAACCAGAAAACCCUAGGCGCCGCUUGGGGCUCGAAUUCCCUCUCUUCCUCUCGCUCCUCCUUUCGCAAUUCCCCCUUCUCCGAGUUUGGAAGUUAUAUGGCGGAAAAGAAUAAGAAACUUCAUAAUCAGUUCAAUGCGCAAGCUUCAAAUUCUUCUAGUGGUGGCUCCAAUUCUGAGUUCGCAAUAUUUCGUGGAGUUUCUAUAUUCGUUGAUGGUUUCACUGUUCCCUCCAGUCAGGAACUGCGGGGUUACAUGUUGAAGUACGGUGGAAGAUAUGAGAAUUACUUUUCAAGGCAUCGCGUGACACACAUUAUUUGCAGUAAUCUUCCCAAUAGUAAACUAAAAAACCUAAGGUCUUUUAGUGGAGGGCUACCAAUUGUUAAACCCAGCUGGGUUUUAGAUUCGGUUGCUGCUAACAAACUAUUAAGUUGGGUUCCUUACCAACUUGAGCAGCUUGCUGACAACCAACCAAGGCUGUCGGCCUUCUUUGCUCUGAAAACCCUCUCUAUUUCAGGUGAUGCUUUUCUUGUUAAGCAUGAGGAUGAGUGUACAUCUUCUAAGGGGGGUCAAGAAGAGGAUGACAAUUCAUCUGAAGUGGGUAAAUCAACGGAAUACAAACACCAAAGUUGUGGAGGAUCUGAUGGCAACACGCGUGAAGAAGUUCAUUCUCUAAUUGAGCAGUCAUCUAGAGCAAGUGGAUGUUCUUUUGACGUGAAAAUAGAAGACAAGGAAGAUGAGAGUAUUGUGAAGGAUGAUGAUCAAACUAGUCCCUGUGCACGCUCUGCUUCGGUUGGUGGUUCCUGCUUAGACAAUCAAGACACAAAGAGCUUACCAAGUCCAGUAGCUGUUGGGUCUUCUGAAAGUCAUUCAACUCUCAAGGAUCCAAAUUUUGUGGAAAAUUAUUUCAAGAACUCAAGGCUGCACUUUAUCGGAACAUGGAGAAAUCGGUAUCGUAAGCGUUUUCCCAACCAGUCUAAUGGGCUUAAGCAUGUCAAUCCCAACCCUAAUUCUUCUGCUGAGAAAAUGACAAUUAUUCAUGUUGACAUGGACUGCUUUUUUGUCUCAGUGGUCAUUAGGAGGCAUCCUGAAUUAAAGGACAAGCCUGUAGCUGUAUGCCAUUCAGACAGUCCAAAAGGAACUGCUGAAAUUUCAUCCGCCAAUUAUCCUGCUCGAGAUUACGGAGUCAGGGCUGGCUUGUUUGUUAGAGACGCCAAGGCUCUUUGUCCACACAUAGUCAUUGUUCCAUACAAUUUCGAAGCAUAUGAGGAGGUUGCCGAUCAGUUCUAUAACAUCUUGCACAAGCAUUGUAAGACAGUACAGGCAGUGAGCUGUGACGAAGCAUUCUUAGAUGUCACAAACUUGGAAGGAGAAGAUCCUGAACACUUAGCUUCAACAAUAAGAAAAGAGAUUUUUGAGACUACAGGAUGUACUGCAAGUGCUGGCAUCGCUGGGAAUAUGCUCUUAGCUCGUCUUGCCACUAGAAAUGCCAAACCUGAGGGUCAGUUUCACAUUUCUCCAGAGAAGGUAGACGACUACUUGCAUCAACUACCAAUCAAGGCACUUCCAGGAAUAGGACGUGUUCUUGAAGAGAAGUUGAAGCAGAAGAAUGUCCAGACCUGUGGACAGCUGCGCAUUAUCUCCAAGAAGGACUCUCUUGAAAAAGACUAUGGAGCAAAAACUGGGGAGAUGCUGUGGAAUUAUAGCAGGGGCAUAGAUAAUCGGCUUGUUGGGAUGAUUCAGGAAAGCAAGUCCAUAGGAGCUGAAGUGAAUUGGGGUGUGAGAUUUAAAGAUCCAAAAGAUAGCCAGAGCUUCCUUUCAAGCCUUUGCAAGGAGGUUUCAUUACGAUUGCAAGGAUGUGGAGUGCAGGGGCGCACUUUUACCCUUAAGAUAAAAAAGAGGCGAAAGGAUGCAGAGGAGCCUGCAAAGUAUAUGGGUUGUGGGGACUGUGAAAAUUUGAGCCAUUCUCUUACGGUUCCAGUUGCUACUGAUGCCGUCGAAGUGCUUCAGAGAAUAACGAAGCAGCUGUUUGGGGUUUUCAACAUAGAUGUCAAGGAGAUUAGGGGUAUUGGCUUGCAAGUGUCCAAGCUUGAGAAUGCAGAUCCUCUUAAGCAAGGAUCUGGCAAGAACUCUUUGAAAUCAUGGUUGAAAUCUACCUCAGCAAGUUCAGAAGAACAACGUAAUCGUACUGUUCCAAAGAAGGCAAUUGUAGAUUGUGGGAGUCUGAGAAAUGAUAGCAUUCCUGGUCGGUCAUGUGAAGAGAUACCUGUUAUUACAAACUCGGUUGGCAAUAAUCCAUCUAGUGAUGAACCUAGCUUGAACUCGAACUCAGCACCACCGCCUUUAUCUCAUCUUGAUUUUGGAGUUAUAGGAAGUCUUCCUCCAGAAAUUUUUUCUGAGCUAAACAAAAUAUAUGGGGGGAAGUUGGUUGAUUUUGUUGCUAAAAGUAAAAGUAAAGGCAAAAUGAAGGAGGGCGAGGGGCUUCUCUUUGAGAAUCUGGUCCAUCCAGACAAAAUAACAAAAGAAGACAAGGUAAAGCAGCAUGACGAUGUACAAGUAAUGCCUUCUGAUGAAGGAUAUCAUAACCUGGCGAUUCCUGCAGUCGGACUUGAGAAACCUGAUUUAAUGCCUUCAUCUUUAAGUCAAGUAGACACGUCAGUGCUGCAACAACUGCCUCAAGAACUAAGAGUUAACAUAAUUGAGCAGCUUUCCGCACACAGGAAACCAGGGUUCUCAGCAAAUUCUUCCUUGGGCCCUUCUUCCAAACAUACUCAAGAUUCAUUAGAAAACAUAAAUUCCGAGAAUCGUCUUGAAUCAACUGACUCUGCUUCAAACUACAAACUCUGGGUUGGAAAUCCUCCAAAGUGGGUUGAUGAGUUCAGCAAGAGCAACUGUGUAAUAUUGAAUGUUCUUGCCAAGAUGUAUUACAAAUCUGGGUCUCCUGGAAAUUUAUCUUCAAUUCUACGAUAUACUAUCUUGGAAUCUCAGCAUCUACUGGAUGUAGGUUAUGAAAGUUGGAAUGAAGCUUUAGACAGGUUUUCUGAGGUUCUCAAGCAGUAUGUCAAGUUAAAGAUCGAAUUGGAUCUUGAAGAACUAUAUAUUUGUUUCCAACUGCUACGUAGGUUCAUGUCGAAGUCAAAUUUUCUCUUACAUGUUUAUGACAAUGUAUUUCCCUAUCUUCAGGCAUCUGUGAAUGAAAGCUAUGGAGGGAACUUGCACUUACCCUUUGGUUAGUGCUCUGUAGGCGACGCAUCAUCCAAAGUGGGUAUGGUAGGGUCAUCUUUUUAACUCAAGGAGUGCUAAGGACACUCUAGAAUAGUGGGGUGUCCAUUAUCAGCUAUUUCAUAAGAUGAGUCUCACCAUGUGAACUGGGGCCACGCACAACACUGCUUGAAGGCAGAAUAUGGACCGCAAGUGGUAAGAAGACAUAUUUGAGAAGCUUCAAUGUUGCCCCAUCCACUAUUCAUGUUUAUGGGGAAGGAAGUAGACAGCCAUAUUUUUGAAGAGUAUUGUCUGCUCUCCUGAUAGUUUGGAUAACAAAUGGCGUAAACACCAAAUUCCUGAGGCAAUGUAGCUGUUUAUCAGAGUUUAUUUGCUGUUGGCCUGUUCCAAUACACCAAUAUCCACGGCGGAGUUUUCAGUAGCGCAGUGAAAGUAAAUGUUGAAGAAUCUUUGCGAGGUCUAGUCGGGACUUUAUGGUGGUGUAUGUGCUUGAGGCUUUUCAAAUUCAAAUCGAAAGUUCAAUCCAAGAUGCCGUAUGCCUUAUAUAAUAAAUCUGUGAAUAACUAAGCAGUAUAAUUGUACAUAUGUCCUCCUCAACAGCUUGCCUACCUUUCAAUAUGAAGUGGUUUGUAGCCGUUUUUGUUCAUUUUGUUGAAUAUUGGAAGAUGGAGCUAGAUAUGGGAUCUUACUUUUGCAUUUUUCAUGUUUUGUUGAGGACAUCAACUACCCAUCUAAUCUAUUAAAUUGAUGAAUAGGAUUUCACAAUGAAGAUGCCAAAUACAUAUAUGUAUAUCUUAUCCGAUUCUGGUUGUAUAAUUUUUAUUGUUCUUCGAA